UCUGUGGUUUGAAUAUAUACUAGGUUAUGGUGGUGCGAUGUAUAACAAUUUUUGCGGACCUUCAACACGAAGUGCAGGCGUGAAUGUCGUUUCAUAUAGUUAAUUUCGAACUACAGAAAAGGAGUUUUUAAUUUUGAGGUCGACAAGUCCUGGGUGGUAUAUUAUGGUUGGAUUUGACCCAGAAGCGAAGAAGAAACUAAGCACAGUAGAACAUGGGACUGCAGGAGGAAUUAGCAGUGCUCUUACACGAUUUCUUUGCCAGCCUCUUGAUGUUAUCAAGAUCAGAUUCCAGCUUCAGGUUGAACCUCUUAAUCACACGUGCAAGGAUGCAAAAUACUGGAGUGUAACUCAGGCAGCUCGACGCAUUGUGAAGGAGGAGGGGGUACCAGCCCUCUGGAAGGGUCAUGUACCUGCCCAAGUGCUGUCUAUUAUGUAUGGUGUUUUACAGUUUGUGUCAUUUGAAUUCCUGACGCAGCAGACAUGGUAUCUGAUACCACGUUUCCGAGAAGACGUUUAUCGCCCCGUGGUCCACUUUGUAUGUGGUGGUAUAGCAGGCAGUUUGGCAACAGUGUUCUCUUUCCCAUCAGAUGUUGUUCGCACCCGUCUCAUAGCACAAGGUGAACCAAAAGUGUGCAAGAAUGUUCUCCAAGUCUGUACCAUGAUUUACACCAAAGAGGGACCCAGAGCAUUUUUUAAGGGGCUAAGUCCUACCCUAAUACAGAUAGCACCACAUACUGGGGUCCAAUUUGCAUGUUACAACAUUUUUACAACCAUUUGGAAAAACAUAGGUAAGUUGAUAGUAGAAGACUUGGUACUCGUUUUCUGAUACUGUUGAGAAUUAAUUAAUUAUACAUUUUUUGCUGAAAGUGUGUUUGUCAUGUGCAUAUGUGCUUUAUCAGCAGAACUACUGAACAGAUUUUGAAUAAAUUUCAUUUCGGGUGUCUACAGCAAUAUUUGUCGGGCGCAUUUUAUUUUAAUUCUGA
Zootermopsis nevadensis is the source of this 983-nucleotide messenger RNA. The record is from RefSeq and is a predicted model, not a curated record. NCBI's taxonomy places the organism in Eukaryota, Metazoa, Arthropoda, Insecta, Blattodea, Termopsidae.